AUAUUUCUCUUCCAAAACAUCUUGAGUCCUCGCCAAUCGAACCCUAAAACAAUAUGAAAGCUGACCAGUGCACUUGCCGCUUACACUGUAUGUCAUCAUAGCAAAAACGCGUAGAAAUGUAAAGAUAGGCGAUUGAUCACGCCGUUUCUGAAUUCCAUUUUCCCAACGCGGGGUUUCCGAGACUCUUUCGUCUACUCCUCUGAUUCUAUAACCCCUUUCAUAAUCUUCUUCGCCCUCAAUUUCCAUACCCAGGUAUCUGGAGUUCCAUUUACAAUCUUCUACAAUAUAUGCAUACAAAACUAUACAUGUUCCAAAUUGAUAUAAUUAUCAGGUAAAAACAACAACAAAACAUUUCCUAUCCUAGGUAUCAGUAUCUGUCAACAUCAUCACCAUAUUUAUUUCAAAUCAUCGCCGGUUUUUUCUCAAAUUUAAGGAGUUAGGAACAGUGUGGACCAUGAUGCGAUCGUGUUUCAACCAAUUGGAGAGGUGUUUUGGCCGGCGGAACGGCGAUGGACUUUUGUGGCACCUGGACUUGAAGCCUCACGCCUCCGGAGACUUUUCAAUCGCCGUUGUUCAGGCUAAUAUGUCCCUCGAGGACCAGAGCCAAGUUCUCACUUCGCCAUCAGCUACUUACGUCGGCGUCUACGACGGCCACGGCGGCCCUGAAGCCUCCCGAUUCGUCAACCGCCAUCUCUUUACUUAUAUGCAACAAUUUGCCAGAGAGCAAGGGGGAUUAUCAACGGAUGUCAUUAGAAAGGCUUUUCAUGCGACAGAAGAGGAUUUCAUAGGAUUAGUUAAGACAUCUCUGCCAGUAAUGCCACAGAUUGCUUCAGUUGGAUCUUGCUGCCUUGUGGGUGCGAUUUCUGAUGGUCAAUUGUAUGUGGCUAAUUUAGGGGAUUCAAGAGCAGUCCUGGGAAGGAGAGGUGUGGAUGGGGAGAGGAAAUCUGUUGUAGCGGAACGGUUGUCUACAGACCAUAACGUAUCUUCUGAGAAGGUGCGGAAGGAGGUUGAAGAACUCCAUCCUGGUGAUUCACCUAUUGUGUUCUACUGUCAUGGGGUUUGGAGAAUCAAAGGCAUAAUUCAGGUGUCAAGAUCCAUUGGUGAUGCCUAUCUCAAGAAACCCGAGUUUAACAGACACCCAAUGUUCCAGCAAUUCAGGAAUCCAGUACACCUGAAGCAUCCUGUACUAUCAGCUGAACCUUCAAUCAUUACUAGAAAGAUCCGACCACAUGAUUUAUUUUUGAUAUUUGCUUCUGAUGGCCUCUGGGAACACUUGAGUGAUGAAGCCGUAGUGGAAAUGGUGCACAAAAACCCAAGACCUGGAAUAGCCAAGAAGUUGGUGGCAGCAGCUAUAGAGGAGGCUGCUAAGAAGAGGGAGAUGAAAUACAAAGACAUCCAGAAGAUUGAGAGGGGAAUUCGGCGUCAUUUCCAUGAUGAUAUUACAGUGGUAGUGAUAUAUCUGGAUAAUAACAACAAAAAAUCUUCCCAUAGUAAAGGGACUGUUGGCUAUGUUAGUGCUCCCAUGGAUAUCUUCUCAUCUAAUACAGACAAUGUCACAUAAAAGAGCAAAAGUCCUGGAGUUUCUUAAACAAGGAAGAAUGUAAUUAAGGAUUAGGGUAUACUUGGCCAUAUUUACAAGUUUGAGUAAGCUUUUUGGGUUGAAACUUGAAAGAGCCACCUUUUCAUGGAAAGAUGGCUUCAAGGUUGUAGAUAAGUAGAGUUCUUGAGAACGAAUCAGGGUUUCAUGUGUUAUUUUGGAUCUCAUAGUUUACACAUUAAUUUGUUCUUUUCCUCACAUAUGUUAUAUACGGAGUUCUUCAAAAGAAGUAAGAUUUCUGUGACUGUUUCGAUGAUAUACAGAGUACCUUUUAACUGGGUUGCUUCUAUGACUCAUUUUCUUUCUAUAUAUGACACAAAUAUAC
Cuscuta epithymum is the source of this 1922-nucleotide messenger RNA. Lineage: Eukaryota; Viridiplantae; Streptophyta; Magnoliopsida; Solanales; Convolvulaceae. The record is from the annotation of a GenBank genome assembly.